UUCGCAAUUUACCCACUCAGUCGACCCAAGCUCUUAGUCUAAAAGCGUUGACACACUUUGUAUAUAAAUAUAUGCAGCUGUGCAGUUAUCGUUCAUCUGCAUUGAAUAUAUCAAGUUUACAGAUUAUCUAUUGAAUAUAUCAAAUUUACAGAUUAUUUAUUCUCAUUGUUGUCAUUGUAAGGCCAUCGAAUGUUUGCCUUAUUCAACUUUCAAAGUUUAUUAGUUAUCUUAUUACUUGUAAUAUGUACAAGUGUUUACGUACGUCUAAUGAUACCAAACUUACUGGAUAAGAAUAAAAAAGGGAUUUUAGGAAUGUUUUGGAAAUUUUCUAGGAUCGGUGAGAGAAAAAGUCCUUACGUAGCUGCAUGUUGUCUACUAAUGUCCCUCAGCAUCCUAUUAUGGACAUAAAAUAGUAUACAUCUGACUAUUAGAAGCAAAAAUACGUUGGAGUUUUUGGAAACAUAGACAUAAUUAUUUUUGAUUAAAAUACACUUGUUUUUGUGAAUAAAGAAAAACAAUUUUAUGAAAGACAA
Copidosoma floridanum is the source of this 533-nucleotide messenger RNA. It is a transcript of the gene ksh, whose product is annotated as transmembrane protein 167A-like protein ksh. Lineage: Eukaryota; Metazoa; Arthropoda; Insecta; Hymenoptera; Encyrtidae. The record is from RefSeq and is a predicted model, not a curated record.